Molecule: messenger RNA, 3715 nt
Organism: Onychostoma macrolepis
Lineage: Eukaryota; Metazoa; Chordata; Actinopteri; Cypriniformes; Cyprinidae
Gene: crtc2
Product: CREB regulated transcription coactivator 2
Exons: 14
Coding region: 146-2515 (789 amino acids)
Biological process (GO): protein homotetramerization; positive regulation of transcription by RNA polymerase II
Cellular component (GO): nucleus; cytoplasm
Molecular function (GO): cAMP response element binding protein binding
Source: RefSeq, a predicted model, not a curated record
AGCUUGGCAACGAUGUUUACUACAGCCGUCAGGACUGCAUUACCCACAAUGCACUGUUCACCGUUGACAAAAGUCUUGCUUUCUUGGGUCACUUAUCGAACUCUGGCCGUGUCAGCCAGCUUACUUUCUCUUAUUUGACGGAAUAAUGCAUUUGUCAGGCGCGGGCCUUGGGGAAAUAGGGCACGGACAGGGGCCCGGAGUGGGCCCGGCGCCUGGAAGCUGCAAUCCGCGUAAAUUCAGCGAGAAAAUCGCGCUGCACAAUCUGCGACAGGCUGAAGACACAGCCGCUUUCCGAGAGGUUAUGAUGGACAUUACUUCCAUCAGGGUUCAGGCUGAGAGAAUUCGGCAAACCAGAGACUUGGUCCCAUACUAUGGAGGAUCGCUGCCAAAUGUCAAUCAGAUUUCAAGAUGCUCCACAGAAGCCCAGUACCCAAGUUAUCUCACCCAGCAGCUCCUAGAGGCAGAUGAAGAGUACAGAGACGUCCAGCCCAGUCCUCUUGGCAGGCUGCACAGAAGACAUUUUAAUAGUGCUCCCUAUCUCUCUACUCACCUCUCUCCUCCUCGAGGCCCUACCUGGAGAAGAAACUGGUCCAGUUGUUCUGCCACUGAGAAGAGCCAGAUGGUCCGUCUUCCUCUGACAGCUCUUAAUAGAACCAACUCUGACUCAGCCCUCCACACCAGUGUGCGAAACACCCAGCUGCAUGGCCACCCGAAAUCUGUCCAAACCCUGAACCCUCAAUCCAGACACCAUGGGUUUGCACAUCCUGCACCACUGAUUGAAGAAAAUAUUCAAGAGGAGACACAAUCUCCCAAACUAAAGAAGUUAUCCUCAAUGGGAUCAUUAGGAUGUGAAACACCUGUUGUUCACAACUUCCCAUUGCCCGAUCAGCAGGUAUCGUCCCUCCCUGUCCAGUCGGCCCUCAGUACGAGCGGCUCUCUUCCAGACCUCUCCAGCCUCCACCUGCCUUCUCCUCUUCCUGUAGGCCAGGAUUCUGAGCCCCACAGCGGUGCGGAGCAAUUGAGCAACACUUCCACACACCCUGACAUUAUGGCUGACUUUAACUUACCAGGUCUGUCCUCAUCUCUUCAGGCAUCUUUAAGUAAUCCUUUACUUCAGUCUUCACUCAGCAAUCCCAACAUCCAGACCUGUCUGAGCAGCCACUCCCUGCCCAGCUCUCUCAGCUCCACGUCUUUGCGUCUGUCACUUAGCAACUCUUCCCUGCAGUCCUCACUCAGCAACCAGUCCCUGCAGUCCUCCCUCAGUAGCUCUUCACUGAGUAACCAGUCCGUCCAAUCAUCUGCCAGCCGCUGCAGCCACAGCAGUGGAAUCGGUGGCUCUCGCUCCUGCUCCUCUUCUUCUCUCUCUGGUUCUCCACGUGUAACAGGCCACACUCCUGCCGCCACAUCACGCAAGAGAGCCCAGCUCAGCCCACUCAUUGUGCCCAGUGGCGGAGAGUCCCGCUGGCAGCAUCCAAAGCAGUUCUCACCCACACUGUCUCCAACCAUGUCUUCUGUAUCCCAGGGUGCUCUCCUCAACCCCAACAAAGUUCUGAAGGAGACGAAGCCACCAGCGUAUCCCUGCACUCAGCACCUCAGAUCCGCUCCUCCACUGUCCCAUCAGCCAAUGCGGCAGUAUUUCCAGCCAGAGGCACAGCAUCAAUCAAUCCCAGAGAUGGAACAAUGGAGUCAAGAUGAACAAACACACAGUCAGACACAACACCACCACACUCACAAACACAGUCGGCCCCUGCAGCAUCAUUCACAACCACAUGCUAAAUAUCAUCAACAGUUACUGUAUCAUUCCCAGACUCACCAACCACACAUCUCACUGCAAGGGCUUUCCCAGCAGCAGCAACAACAGUAUCAACUGUACACACAGUUCCAGCCUCAUCAAAUACCUGAGGAGCAGUACCAGUGUCCGGGCCAGUGGCAGAUGCCAUGCCAAGAGGGCCAGUACCAAAAGCAACCUGUAACUUUCCCUUCUCCAGGUCAGGAGAAAAACUGGAAUCAUGUAACAGGCCCACAUGGCAUGCAACAUGCACAAAUGAAACGUAGACACUGUAUGCAGAUGCCAGAAGAACCAAAACUACUAUCUAAGGUCGCUGUCCAGGAGACUCAAGGAAAGGGAUCGAAGGUCCCUCAUUAUAACGAAAAUGAAGUAACUGAAGCAAAUCCAGGUUUACAGGAUAAAGGUUUUGAACUGAAUAAGGAAUCAUAUGUUGGCUUACAUCUUACCCCUAGUCAGGCAAAGGCCCUUUCCCAGCAGCUUGGAGUGCUUCAAAAGGAGCCUCUAGGUGGCAGUAGAGUGUCAGAUCUGAACUGUGAAGCUGCAGAAAGCAAGGAACUGCUAGCACAGAAUCAAAGCUACAGUGCUGGAGAGACACAAAAUAUGUUCAACAUCAACUUAUCUGACCCGUCAUCCUGGCUGGACCAGGACAUAUCAAGUCUGCCGGACUCUGUUUUGGAGUUUGAUCUAGAAACGUUUGGUCUGGACAGUAACUUAGGUUGGCCAUGAAUGUAUCAUAAAAGUGAACCAAAAUGUACGUGUGUGUUGUUAUGACACAUUCAUUUGGACAAGUACACUUUUAAGAGAAUAUUUUUUUGCCAGUGGAAUUGAAAUAUAGUCUUAGAAUCAAAUAGAAGGUAAACUAUUAAUUGGCUAUUAAAAGGUUCUUUAAGGGAACAAACAGGAAAUUAUGUUUUAAUAAAUAGUUUUGCACACAGAGGUCCUAAAUAGCAGGUCUAUGUGCCUUAAUAUGCAUUUUUGGUUAUAUUUUAUUAUAAAUAGAAUAAAUAGAUUGUUUACGUACAGAUACAUCAGGUGAAGUCAUGUAUGAGUUGUUUAGGAAAUGUAUAUUUUCACAUUUCUUAGCAUAGAAUAACUGGUAUAAUAUGGAAAUGUAAGAAAAAAUGGCUAGUUUAGGGCCUAAAUUAACUUCAUCAAAAUGAUGUCUUGAUGGCAAAACAUAGUAAACAUUUUUAACGUUUUACUCUUUAACAUUUAGAUCAAAACUAAUUAUGUAUAAUUAGUUAUGUAUAGACUUAUAGAUUUCAUAUUCAUUUGUUUGCAUGUUAUAGUAUUUUGAUAUAGUGUGACUGGGGUCAUUUUUGUGACUUCUUGUAACUGACCAUUGACAGACACCUGCCUUUGAAUUUCUAUAUCAUCAUUUUGUUGCAGUUUUAUCUUUCAUAGAUAUUCAAAAUGCAGUUUUAUUAUAUUUUCAUAUUCAUUUUGCUUUAUCGCUCUCUGGUAGAGGUCAUGUUGUUUUUCAGUAUUUGUCUUCAAUGUGAAAUCUAAAAUAUUUUCACAGUAUGCAUAUUGGAAUACAUUUACAUUUCUGACAGAAUUAAUAACACAUAUUAUGAACAGAAACACCAUCUGUUAAGUCCAGAAGUAUUGUAAUUAAAAAGUGGACUAAUUCCUCUUAGCGUGCUUUUUCAGAUAUUGUUACUAUAAAGAUUAAGACUGAUUUACCAGUUUACACCAGGCCCGGACUCACAGAAAAGCCAUAUUGGUUACACUUUAUUUUACAGUAUGUAAACUUGCAUGUACUUACAGUGUGCUUACAGUGUACCAACCUAAGAAACCGGUAAUAUAAGGUAACUACAUGUUCAGGGUUAGUACCUUGUUAUUAUCUAGUUAUUGUAAUUAAUAUAAUAAGUACAUAGUAUGUACACAUGUAACAGGACUGAAAAAUAAAGAGCUACCACCAUA